CGCACCGGCCCCGCGAACCGCAUCGUCUUCGUUAACAACGUGACCGCUACCGGUCCAACAGUCGACCGCCCGAAACCACGAUGGUACCACGCGUUCGCCCGACUUCCGGUCCGGUCGUAGCCGUCGUUCUGCUGCUGUCGUCCCUGACGGCCGUCACCGCCGCGUCCGCGCGCCCUAACCGGUGCCGGCUCGUUGAAUCGCUCAAGGCGGAGAUCGCUAGCUACCGGCCCGUGGUCGACUCCGUGCUCUCGUACGUCCGCGACGCGGCCGGCUACAAGGGCAGGACGUGGACCGAGCUGGCCAACUUCACCGACGCGUUCGGCUACCGUCUGGCCGGCACCAAAAACCUCGAGGCGUCCGUCGACUACGUGCUGGAAAAACUCCGAGCCGAACACCUGGAGAACGUGCACACCGAACGGGUACAGUUCACGGGAUGGCGGAGAGGUAAAGAGUCCGCUACUCUGAUCAAACCAAGAGUUAAGAAUUUGGCUAUGUUGGGGCUGGGCAGUAGUGUUGGCACGGAUUUGGAAGGUCUCAGGGCUGGAGUGGUCGUGGUCAAUUCAUUUGAAGAUCUCAUCAAUAAAUCGUCACAGGUCAGUGGAAAAAUAGUCGUAUACAACCAGCCGUACGUGUCGUACUCGAAAACAGUCGUCUACCGAUCCUCAGGAGCCAGCGAGGCAUCCAAGUACGGCGCCGUGGCCGCGUUGAUCCGGUCCAUCACUCCGUUCUCGUUGAACACGCCACACACCGGUCACCAAACAUAUGCCGAUGGCGUGAAGAAGAUACCCACGGCUUGCAUCACCGUCGAGGAUGCUGAGCUGCUGAACAGGAUGUACAACCGAGGCAAUGAGUUAGAAAUCAUUUUAAAAAUGAAUCCGAAGUUCUUUCCAAAUGUGACGUCUAGAAACACGAUUGCUGAAAUCAAAGGCAAAACUGAUCCCGACCGUGUAGUGAUGGUAUCGGGUCAUCUGGAUAGUUGGGAUGUGGGCCAAGGUGCAAUGGAUGAUGGUGGUGGUGCGUUUAUCAGCUGGAACAGUCUGGUCGUAUUGAAAAACCUCGGGCUCCGUCCCAAAAGAACUAUAAGAUGUUUACUGUGGACCGCCGAAGAAGAAGGACUAAUAGGGGCGUUCGCAUACUUAAAUAACCAUAAAUCAGAACUCGAAAAGUUUAAUUUGGUUAUUGAAUCAGACGAAGGGACAUUUCAGCCAUACGGAAUACAAUUUCAUGGUUCUGAAACAGCAGCUUGCAUUAUAACGGAAGUAGCCAAAUUAUUCGAUUCCAUCAACGCGACCACUACGUCGUUUAGUAAAACAAAUGUCGGUUCGGACAUUGAAGUAUUUCAAAAUUUAAAUGUACCCGGUGCGGCUUUGUUGAACAGGAAUGAAAAAUAUUUUUGGUACCAUCAUACCGAAGCCGACACGAUGACUGUUGAGGAUCCGGAUUCAUUAGAUUUAAAUACUGCUAUGUUCGCGAUUGUAUCAUAUAUCAUUGCCGAUUUAUCUGUUGAACUUCCUAGAGCUUAAUAAACCAAAUAAAAUAUUUUUAGUGA
This is a messenger RNA of Sipha flava (yellow sugarcane aphid), 1549 nucleotides long. RefSeq names its product carboxypeptidase Q-like. Gene Ontology annotation, biological process: peptide catabolic process; proteolysis. The record is from RefSeq and is a predicted model, not a curated record. The coding region runs from base 81 to 1523 and encodes 480 amino acids. Gene Ontology annotation, molecular function: metallodipeptidase activity. The transcript is spliced from 6 exons. Lineage: Eukaryota; Metazoa; Arthropoda; Insecta; Hemiptera; Aphididae.